This is a messenger RNA of Trametes versicolor FP-101664 SS1, 4176 nucleotides long. Its product is annotated as multidrug resistance-associated ABC transporter. Gene Ontology annotation, cellular component: membrane; fungal-type vacuole. Gene Ontology annotation, molecular function: ATP binding; ABC-type peptide transporter activity; ATP hydrolysis activity. The transcript is spliced from 35 exons. The record is from RefSeq and is a predicted model, not a curated record. Gene Ontology annotation, biological process: transmembrane transport. Lineage: Eukaryota; Fungi; Basidiomycota; Agaricomycetes; Polyporales; Polyporaceae. The coding region runs from base 1 to 4176 and encodes 1391 amino acids.
AUGUACCGCGAUGUUUGGCCAUCUGCCACCGUGGAUUUGCCCAUCACGGAUGCAAACGAAGGUGUAUUUUUGUGGGUCAAGAUCGGUCUGGUUUUGUUCAGUGGGGUCUUGAUCCCUCUGUUGUGCCCACGGAACUACGUCCCUAUCUACCCCGAAGAUAACCUAGAGCUGCAUCCGGAGCAGACAGCAUCGCUGCUGUCGUUGCUCACCUACAUCCACGUCGAGCCACUCAUUUGGCUCGCGUGGCGUCUCCCCCGGGUGACGUACGAGAUGUUGCCGCCAUUGCCCGAGUACGACCACUUGAAGCACUUGGUCCGGCGUACCUUCCCUCUCCUGGACCCGAUGCAGAACAAGUCGCGCAGACAUCUAGCGCUGGAUUUCAUCAGCGCCUUCCGGAUGGAAUUGCUAAAUCUUGCUGCUAUGUCGAUCGCCGCUGUGCUCGCUGCGUUUGCCGCGCCCAUCAGCAUUAACCGACUGCUCAGUUACCUAGAAUCAGACCGCAAAGAGACCCACGUCCGGCCUUGGUUCUGGAUUGCCCUAUUCUUUUUCGGUAGGGUGUUCAAGGAUAUUUCCGACCAGUGGUUCAUGUACCAUGAGUCGCGUUUAAGCGUGCGCAUCCAGGCGGUCAUUACCGAGCUUGUCUUCGAGCACGCCUUGCGCGUUCGCAUGAAGGCAGAAACUUCGUCCGACACGUCGGAAGCGACACCGUGCGCGGCCAGCACCACCGUCGCGACUCCCGAGGACGCGUCUCAAGCCAGUCUCGAGGGCUCGCAGGACGACGAGGACAGUGCCGAGGGCUCGGGGGAGCGCUCUGUGGCUGAGAACUCGAGCACGGCUGUGCCGCCGAGCGCGACCAGCUCCACCAAAGGGAAGGGCAAGGCAUCUUUGGAGAGCGAAUCCCCGGUAAAGGAGGCAGAGCCCGUCGGUGUGGGCGAGAUGCGCGGCAGCAAGCAUCUCGUCGGGAGGAUCAACAACCUGGUCUCGAGCGACCUCAGCAACUUCGAGAACCUGGGAAUGUUCAUCGCCUUUAUCGCGAUCGAGUGCCCCCUCCAGGUCGUGCUUUGCAUCGUGUUUCUGUACCAGAUUCUCGGAUGGAGCGCUCUUGUUGGGUUCGCUGCAAUGAUCGCCACAGUUCCGCUCCCCGGAUACGUCACGAAGCAUAUCCAGGGUGCCCAGCGGGACAAGAUGAAGCGGACCGAUGCUCGCGUCCAGGCAGUCACUGAAAUGAUGAACGUUAUCCGCAUGGUGAAGCUGUUCGGUUGGGAGCCGCGUAUGGCAGCACAGCUCGACAAGAGACGUGAGGAAGAGCUCGUGGCGGUGCGCAGAAGCAAGCUGCUCAGUCUUUCAAUCAACAUGUGCAACUACUUGAUCCCCGUCGUUAUCAUGCUGUCUACAUUCUUCACCUACACUGUCAUCAUGAAGCAGGAGUUGACGGCGAAGGUCUCCCUAGAGCGACUCUCUGACUUCUUGCGCAACACAGAGCUCAUCGACGAGUUCGAUACACACAAGGACACUGAAACCGAGAUCUCGUCGAACGUAGCGCACGAGUGCAAGGACGCCAUCGGUAUUCGCCACGCGUCGUUCACCUGGUCUAAGGACUCGGCGCCAUCGCAGACCCCGGGAGAGACGCGUCGACGGACGUUCGUACUCAACGUAGACGAAGAGCUGAUUUUCCAGAAGGGCAAGAUUAACCUGAUCAUUGGUGCUACCGGCGCGGGGAAAACGUCGCUGCUGAUGGCGUUGCUUGGCGAGAUGCACUAUAUUCCUGCGGGUUCGGAUUCGUUUGUGAAGCUCCCGAGAGAGGGCGGUGUUGCGUACGCUGCUCAAGAGUCCUGGGUGUUGAACGACACCAUCAAGAAAAAUAUCGUCUUCGGAGCGCCAUACGACGAGGCCCGGUACAAUAAGGUCCUCGAGCAAUGUGCCUUGAAGCGCGAUCUCACCCUGUUCGAUGCUGGCGACCUGACCGAAGUGGGCGAGAAAGGUAUUACGCUGAGUGGUGGCCAACGGGCUCGGAUCACGCUUGCACGUGCAGUUUACUCUUCUGCGGAUAUUCUUCUCCUCGACGACAUCGUGGCGGCGCUCGAUGUGCACACCUCGAAGUGGAUUGUCGACAAGUGCCUCAAAGGCGAACUCCUUCAGGGACGUACCAUCAUACUCGUCACGCACAAUGUCGCUAUGGUCAGUCCUGUUGCGGACUUCGUCGUCGAUAUGGGCUCCAACGGGCGUAUCUUGAGCCAAGGCUCCCUCGCCAGCGCGCUGGAGCGCGACUCAAAACUUCUCACCGAGGUAAAGGAAGAACGCGCAGAGAUAGAGAAGGCCGAACAGGAAAUUGCACCUGAGAAGGUCGAGGACGCAGAGGCUAAGCCGACCGUAGGAAAGCUCGUUGUUGCCGAGGAGAUGGAAGACGGACAUGUUGGGUGGUCAGCAUUAAAACUAUACAUCGGCAACAUGUCGAAGAGGCCCAUCCUAUUUUGGCUCAUUUAUAUGUCUGGCAACAUCACGAAGCACAUGAUCGGUACCAGUCAAACCUGGUACCUCGGUCACUGGGCCUCCCAGUACGAGACUCACCCGGCAGGCGAGGUUCGCGUCGGACACUACUUGACUGUUUACACGCUCUUAAACGCGUCUUGGAUGGCGGCCGCCGCAUUCUGCGUGUCCUACUAUGUCUUCGGAAGCAUCAGGUCCGCCAGGAUCGUUCAUCAAAGGCUCGUCACCUCGGUCCUGGGCACUACUCUACGCUGGCUGGAUAAGACCCCGACUGCCCGCAUCGUCGCUCGGUGUACCGAAGACAUCCAGACAUUGGACAACCGAAUCGCGAGAGCGACCGAACUCCUCCUCGAACUGGUCGUUUACAUGCUCCUGAAGAUGUUCGCCGUCGUGGUGUUUUCACCCAUCUUCAUUGUCCCAGCCAUCAUGGUUGCCGUCGUAGGUGGCGCAUGCGGCAACCUAUUCAUGAAAGCGCAGUUGUCCGUCAAGCGCGAGCUAAGCAACUCCAAGGCGCCGGUAUUGAGCCACUUCGGCGCUGCUAUCGGAGGUAUCACGUCGAUCAGGGCAUAUGGUGCGCAGGAGGCCUUCAAGCAGAUCUCAUUUACUAGGUUCGAUAGGUGCACACGUGUAUCUGUUACCCAUCAAAACCUCGACCGGUGGGUGUCAGCGCGAAUCGAUCUAGCUGGGACCUUUUUCGCAACCGGCCUCGCCAUUUACCUCACGUACAUAUCGAAAAUGAGCGCCGCCAAUACCGGUUUCUCGUUGAACCAGGCCAUGGCAUUUAGUGCGAUCAUAUUCUCAGUGAUAAGGUCUUACAACGACUUCGAAAUCGCAAGUACUCUGGAGCGUAUAGAUCAGUAUUUGCGCAUCGAGCAGGAGCCGAAGAACACCCCUGAGGGCGUGCCUCCUGCGUAUUGGCCGGCAAGUGGACACCUCUCAGUCGAGAAGCUCUCUGCACGCUACUCAGAGGACGGCCCGCGAGUGCUACAUGACAUAUCUUUCGACGUAGCCUCCGGAGAACGUAUUGGUAUUGUCGGUCGUACUGGGAGUGGAAAGAGCUCGCUCACACUCUCGCUGCUGCGUUGUAUCUUUACCGAGGGUGAUGUCCGGUACGAUGGGCUAUUGAGUGCGAAGGUUAACCUGGACGCUCUGCGCUCCAGCAUGACUAUCAUUCCACAAGUGCCUGAGCUUCUCAGCGGGACUCUUCGCCAGAACCUCGAUCCGUUCUCAGAGCACGACGACGCCGUGCUCAAUGCCGCACUGCGCUCCGCCGGCUUGACCAACCUACAGAACGAAGAGGACCACUCCCGUAUCAGGCUCGACACGGAGAUCGCGGGUGGUGGUGCGAACUUGUCUGUUGGGCAGCGUCAGAUCCUCGCUCUCGCUCGGGCCAUCGUGAGGAGGAGCAAACUUCUAAUUCUUGACGAAGACUACGAGACGGACUCGAUAAUCCAGGCAUCGUUGCGCACUGAACUUGGCAAGGACGUGACCCUACUGACAGUUGCGCAUCGCCUACAAACGAUCAUGGACUCCGACAAGAUCAUGGUCCUCGACGCUGGACGUAUUGUCGAGUUUGGCAAGCCUAACGAACUGCUCCAGAACGAGAAGGGCCUGUUUCGCGCUCUGGUAGACGAGAGCGGGGACAAAGAGAAACUACACGCGAUGGCAACGGGUGCGUCGUCGUCGUAG